AUGGCAGAAGUCGCGCCGGCUGCGCCCGUGGCGGCGGUUCCGGUUUCGAAGGCGAAGAGAGUGGCAGGCGCCGCCGCCGCGAAGGUGCAGCAGCGGAAGCCGGGCGGCCCCAGCGUGACGGAGCUGCUGAUGCAGGCGGUGGCGGCGUCCAAGGAGCGCGGCGGCAUCUCGUUGGCCGCGCUGAAGAAGUCGCUGGCUGCCUCGGGUUACGACGUGGAGAGGAACAACAGCCGCAUCAAACUGGGCCUGAAGAGCCUGGUGACCAAGGGGACGCUGCUGCAGACCAAGGGCACCGGCGCCUCAGGCUCCUUCAAGCUCAACAAGAAGCAGGCCGAGCCCAAGGUGAAGGCGGCGGCGGCGGCGGCGGCGGUCCGCAAGAGGAAGCAGCAGCAGCAGCCGGCCAGGAAGCCCGCCAAAAAGGCGAGGAAGGCUCCGGGAGCCGCCGGGCCGAAGAAAAGCCCUAAAAAGGCGGUCAAGAAAGCGCCCAAGGGCGUCAAGAAGCCCAAAGCGGCGGCGGCGGCUAAAGCGAAAAAGGCGGCUAAAAGCCCCGCCAAAGCCAGGGCGGCGAAACCCAAAGCGAAGCCCAAGACCCCUAAAGCGAAAGUGGCGAAGCCCAAGAAGGGCGUGAAGAAGUGA
Messenger RNA from Protobothrops mucrosquamatus (brown spotted pit viper), 636 nucleotides. RefSeq names its product histone H1.4-like. Gene Ontology annotation, cellular component: nucleosome. The transcript has a single exon. Gene Ontology annotation, biological process: nucleosome assembly. Gene Ontology annotation, molecular function: DNA binding; structural constituent of chromatin. Bases 1 to 636 code for a protein of 211 amino acids. The record is from RefSeq and is a predicted model, not a curated record. NCBI's taxonomy places the organism in Eukaryota, Metazoa, Chordata, Lepidosauria, Squamata, Viperidae.